GCCACCUUCCGCACGGCGGCGGGAGCGGCAGCAGGAGCAGCGCGGGGCUCUGCGGAGCCGCGGCAGCGCCAAUGCCCGGACCGACCCAGGCCCUCUCCCCAAAUGGCGAGAACAACAACGACAUCAUCCAGGACAACGGGACCACCAUCAUCCCCUUCCGGAAGCACACGGUGCGGGGGGAGCGCUCCUACAGUUGGGGAAUGGCGGUCAACGUGUACUCUACCUCUAUAACCCAAGAGACUAUGAGCAGACAUGACAUCAUUGCAUGGGUUAAUGAUAUAUUAGCUUUAAACUACACAAAAGUCGAACAACUCUGUUCAGGAGCAGCUUACUGCCAGUUCAUGGACAUGUUGUUCCCAGGGUGCAUUAGUUUGAAGAAAGUAAAGUUUCAAGCAAAGCUGGAGCAUGAGUACAUUCACAACUUCAAGCUUCUGCAGGCAUCGUUUAAAAGAAUGAAUGUGGAUAAGGUAAUUCCUGUGGAAAAACUGGUCAAAGGGCGCUUCCAAGACAACUUGGAUUUCAUUCAGUGGUUUAAGAAGUUCUUUGAUGCUAACUAUGAUGGGAAGGAGUAUGAUCCUGUGGAAGCUCGACAAGGUCAAGAUGCUCUUCCCCCACCAGAUCCUGGCGAACAGAUCUUCAACCUGCCCAAAAAGUCUCACCAUGCAAACUCUCCAACUGCAGGUGCUGCUAAAUCCAGUCCAGCUUCUAAACCAGGAUCAACGCCUUCUCGCCCAUCUUCAGCAAAAAAAGCUGCACCAAGUAGCUCAGCAUCCAAAUCAGAUAAAGAUUUGGAAACUCAAGUCAUACAGCUCAGCGAACAGGUACAUUCAUUAAAACUUGCACUUGAAGGUGUGGAGAAGGAAAGGGAUUUCUACUUUGGCAAAUUAAGGGAGAUUGAACUUCUCUGCCAAGAACAUGGGGGAGAGAAUAAUGGCCUUGUCAAUCGGCUAAUGGAUGUCCUUUAUGCUUCAGAAGAACACGAGAGCCACACAGAAGAGCAUGAAGGUGAAGAGCAAGUCCAUGAACAGCCCCAGCAGCAGGAGGAGUACUGACUCACCCAGCAUCUCUUGACAAUUUUCGUUUUGUGUGAGAACUUUCUUCUGGAGAAUGGAACGUGUGUGGCCUCAAACUUGAAAUCAGUUCACUCCCAGUCUGCCAUUAACAUCAUGUACCAUAGUGAGUGCCAGCCAACCACUGCAUUCUGUACCCAUACUUUGCCAAGAUGCAUUUGCAGACAUCUUCUUUCAGUGUAUCUUCCCAAGAGGUUGUAGGGCUACAUCACCUACUGUACAUCACUGCAACUUCACCACUUGGCUGCUUGAGAUUUGUUCUGCUCUUUAAAAAAAAAAAAAAAAAAAAAAAAGAUAUUUAUUUUUUUUUCUUUUUUGUCUUAAGUAUGAUACACUUGUAACUUGUUCUGACAUAUUUAUAUUGGCAUUUUGUGUGGCAAGAAGUACCGUACCACUAGCUGUCUCUCUCACUUUGUGGUGCUUUUGCGUUUUCUCAUACAUCUGCCUUGGGGUAUAAAUUUGGUCUAAAUAAUUGGAAUAAAGGGAUACAGUGGAAGUCAUACUCAAGCCAUAACGAUGAAGUGUGUUGUGAAGGAAAAUGCUUGUGUUGCUCACUUCUAUUCCUUUCCUGCCUUCACAAAAUGGAAGGCAGAGCAUCUGUUUCACUAGGAGACAUUUAAAACCCUGUGUUAGAAAGCUUGUUAGAAAGCUGCAUGGUAUGUUUUUUGGCUUGUUUCUGGAAGAACAGACAUCCAAUCACAUUUUUUGAAAACCCUCCCAGUUUCCUGACUAGUCAUACACAUUUCCCAGCUUUUCUUCCCUCUUGCGGAAUCCAGUCCCAGCCUCCAGCUUCUGCUCUGCCUUUGUAGAGCUCAGUGCUGAUGGAGGAGAGAAAUCUCCUUGACAAAUGUGGCUGCAGGACACAAUCUCUGCCAUCGUACCUGGCUUCCCACCCCUCAGAAGAGGAAAAGCAGGCCAGCCAUUUAUUUUCACUGUCCUUCUCCCUUCUGCUUCCAUAGAAUUAUUGAAGACAGAAAAUUUCCUCGCUAGUGCAAGGCAUGGGGUAAAAAGCAGCAACAGCACAAACCCUGAACUCCUCCCAAUCUCCCUUUAAGUGGGCAGCAGACACCUUGCAGUUGUUGAGGCUGCUUCCGUAGCGUGGAGAGGCAGGGAGGAGUCCUUCUGGAGACAGAGCACACACCAGAGGGGCACCAGCUGAGUGAGGGGCACGGAGCCAGUUCUGUGCUUGGCUGACCUUCCUCAUGCAAGGCUGGCACGUGCAGAGCCACGUCUGCCCCAGAGAUGUCUGCAGUGAGAGCGUUCCCUUCAUUUCCUUCCAGUGUGGUCCCAUCACCCUGUUCUGAAUGGUGGUAUUUUAUGAACAGAAGUAUCUUGAAGUGUAUAAAGCAUUCCUUAUUUUUCUCAUAAAACUGUGCAUUGUGGUCUCUCUGAUCUUUAAUAACUUGGUAUUCUUGGUCUCUCACUCCAUUUCCUUAAUUCUGGAUUGUGAUGUGGGUUUAGCAGGUACAUGGAGGUCCCAUCCCAAUCAGCAGUCACUGAGAAACUCAAAAGCCUAUUGAACAGCUAAAUCAUCUUAGACCUUCGUGGGCUCCUAAAGUGUAAGUGCUCAGCUUGUGCUUCCAUAGAAAGAUUUUCAACCAAUUAGCCCCCAGCACACACACACAUGCAGUUUUCUGUUCCUAAUGAGUCUUUUGCAGCUAAGUGGCUCUUAGUUAAAUGUGAGAUCCCUGCUGUUGUGUUGCGCCACAGACAAUAUAGAAAAUACUGUUAAGCAUUAGAACAGAUAUCUCCCAUUCCUUGAUCACUCUCCCUGCUCAACAGAAGAGUUUCUGGACCUGUGGGCUGAAGGUUUUCCAUCCCUGCCUCCAGCAUGGACCUCACUUCUUACCUGAUGAUGAAGUGCUGCGACCUGCAGGCCACUGCUUUCCUUUCCCAUUUCAAUUGGUUACAGAUAAGCUCUGGUUUAUAAAAAUGUGUAUAUCCCAAAAUUACUAUUUCUGAGAAUCGCCACAAAUGGAGGAAUUGUCAUUUUUGUUGUAUUUGUGUUUAUUAGAACAUAUGUACUUACUACAAUUGUCAUUGUAAUAAACGGUAGUUCUUCAUAA
Messenger RNA from Apus apus (common swift), 3136 nucleotides. It is a transcript of the gene MAPRE2, whose product is annotated as microtubule associated protein RP/EB family member 2. The coding region runs from base 72 to 1052 and encodes 326 amino acids. Lineage: Eukaryota; Metazoa; Chordata; Aves; Apodiformes; Apodidae. Gene Ontology annotation, molecular function: microtubule plus-end binding. Gene Ontology annotation, biological process: regulation of microtubule polymerization or depolymerization; protein localization to microtubule plus-end; spindle assembly. The transcript has 7 exons. The record is from RefSeq and is a predicted model, not a curated record. Gene Ontology annotation, cellular component: microtubule organizing center; cytoplasmic microtubule; spindle midzone.